GAGUCCUCUGAAGCGGUGCAGCGGAUGUACUUCACGAUGGUGGAAGAAAAAAAUGUUUAUGGGUCUAAAUGGUUUGAGGGGAACGAUUUAUGAUUAUAAACAAUUAUCACUUGUUUGUUUAGACUAAUAUAGCCAUGUGUUGUUCGUGUUUUGCAGGGAAAAUAUUCAUUUAAAAAGCAAGCACGGCUCCUACUGCAAGCGUUGAAUUUGGCAUCGAUGUUGUGAUCUUCGAUUUGUAAGAUAUUUACAGACAGCAUUUGUCCAUACAAACCUGGGAGUACGGGAGGAUAUGAGAUCAGUGGAGCUGCUUUGGUGAAAGUAAUGCAAAAGCAGCAAGUCAGCGAUUCUUGUGUCUGAUAACACUCUUCUGAACUGAUCUGAUCGGUGGAGAUGUCUCUGGUAGCGUACGACAGCAGCGACGACAGUGAUCGCGAUGAAUCGCCGGGUUCGCCUGCUCGACCUGCGGCCAAGAUCGGCGGACUUUUCGCAGCUCUGCCCUCGCCGAGAAACGCGGAGAUCCGAUCGAGCGCAGAUCAGACAUCAGCUCCUCAACCUAAGAGGAUGACUUUGGAUCUGCCCAAACCCAAAAAACGCACAGAACCCGUUAAAAUCACCGUUCCUGAAAUAAAACCAGCAGAUUCUGACUCUGAUGAGGGCGAGCCCGUCCGAAAGAAAUCAGCUCCUCAGGGAGGUGGUGGUCUGUCCUCUCUGCUGCCCCAGCCUAAGAAUCUGGUGGUGAAGGAGACCAAGCGGCCCCUGCUGCCGCACACUCUAACCAAACGCCCUGGAUCAGAUAAGCCAAAGGCAACCCAGGCAAAGUCCCAGGGUCUUUCUGGAACCAGCCCGUCCCCGUCCGCCAUCAAAGCAGCUGCAAAGUCAGCGGCGAUGCAGCUAGCCAAACAAAUGGCCGCGGAUGAAGAGGGAAGUGACGAUGAACUCACUCCAGAGAACUACUUUUCCCUUCCGGAAAGCUCAGCACAGCCUGUGAUGUCUCAAAACCCGCAUUCUCAACAGUAUGUUCCCUCUCUACACCCUCCACCCGGUGUGGAGGACGCUCCGCUGGACUUUGUUUCUAAAGCAGACAGUUACAGUAGGUCAGUCGGAGCCAUGCAAGACUAUCAGACGGAAGAAUAUCAACAGCAGUACCAGGAGUAUCCCGCAAAUCCACUGCCAGAGACUUCUCCACAGGAUUACUAUGGUGAGGGAUAUUACCAAGACCCAAACCCUGCGGCUGAUGAGCAAGAAGAUUCAGGGUCCUCUUCAUUGUUCAAUGAUGAAGCAUUUCGGCGACUACAGGGCAAACAGAAUCGUGGAAGAGAGGAAAUCAAGUUCCUGGAGAUCAAAGGAGACGAUCAGCUGAGCGGCAAUAAGCAAUGGCUGACAAAGAACAUGACAACAGAGGCAGAGCCCCGCAAGUCCUUCAGCAAGAAAAAAGGAGAUCAGCCAACAGGACAACAGAGACGCAAGCACCAAAUCACAUAUCUGAUUCAUCAGGCCAAGGAACGCGAGCUGGAACUCAAGAACAACUGGGCCGAAAACAAGUUGACUCGACGACAAACGCAAGCCAAGUACGGAUUCUAAUGGACUGGAUAUCAAGAUGUUGCGCACACCACUACCUAACGCUGAGCAGAUUUUGUCAGAGACUGCAGCCGAUAACAGAAAUGUGAUAUUUUUGCCAGCUUUUAGAGAUGUAUACCAGUUCGUAUUGUUUCAGAAAGGAGCUAAGGACUUUUAAAGCACUAUUGGCUGCUAAUAAAAUGUUUAAGAUGGCUCCCAAUUGUCUACCUGAUAUUAUCUUUCCAUUUGAACUACAUUGGGUUUUGUCACGAGGUUUUGGGUCACCUGUAACAUAAUAGUAGCUGCGUAGGUUCACAUGAUUUAUUUGUUUAUUAAAUGAUUGGGAUGUCAUGACUUGUUUGUCUGGAAGGGUUUUGUCUUCCACACUGCCAUCGUGAGCAGUGGCAUAUAUAAAAUUAAUGAUUGAAAAUGUGAAAGAAACUGGUAACACUUUAC
Messenger RNA from Sinocyclocheilus anshuiensis, 2013 nucleotides. RefSeq names its product proline rich mitotic checkpoint control factor (gene prcc). Gene Ontology annotation, cellular component: nucleus. The record is from RefSeq and is a predicted model, not a curated record. The transcript is spliced from 6 exons. The coding region runs from base 391 to 1581 and encodes 396 amino acids. NCBI's taxonomy places the organism in Eukaryota, Metazoa, Chordata, Actinopteri, Cypriniformes, Cyprinidae.